Messenger RNA from Mycena citricolor, 396 nucleotides. The record is from the annotation of a GenBank genome assembly. NCBI's taxonomy places the organism in Eukaryota, Fungi, Basidiomycota, Agaricomycetes, Agaricales, Mycenaceae.
CGCCUCCUCCGACUUCCCAUCCCGGCAGGAGAGCGAGACGCCAAGCAACACAUCGGAAUCGUCUCGAUCCCUGCCGACCCCGCCGCGCCCUCCCACGAGCACCUGCCGUCCCCACUCGGCCGCAGCCGCGUCCCCCUCCUCUGCGCGCAACACGAAGCCCCUGCUGUCGAUGCCGCAAAAACGGCUCAACCCAUCAUGUCCGAUCAGAAGCGCCGGAACGCCAUCCGCGAUGGAGGCCGCCCGAAUGGGGAGCGGGAACCGGAACAAGGCAAGGGGCAGAGCAAGGGCAAGAGCGGCGUCUUGUUCCGCGCCGUCGAGUAUGUGAAAUGGCUCGAAGAGGGCCGCCAGGCUCUGCAUGCGGAGGUGCUGCGUGUGGAGGCAGCCGCCGGACUGUGA